Messenger RNA from Pipistrellus nathusii (Nathusius's pipistrelle), 492 nucleotides. Lineage: Eukaryota; Metazoa; Chordata; Mammalia; Chiroptera; Vespertilionidae. The record is from the annotation of a GenBank genome assembly.
AUGGGCUCUACCUGGCGCCGCCCCGGGUGGGCGCGGCUGGCGCUCUGCCUCGCGGGCCUGGCGCUCUCCCUCUACGCGCUGCACGUGAAGGCGGCGCGCGCCCGGGACCGGGACUACCGCGCGCUCUGCGACGUGGGCACCGCCAUCAGCUGCUCGCGUGUCUUCUCCUCCAGGUGGGGCCGGGGCUUCGGGCUGGUGGAACAAGUGCUGGGUGCAGACAGCGUCUUCAAUCAAUCCAACAGCAUAUUCGGGUGCAUCUUCUACUCGCUCCAGCUGUUGCUAGGUUGCCUUCGGGGCCGCUGGGCAUCCCUCCUGCUGUUGCUGAGUUCCCUGUUGUCUCUCGCUGGUUCUGUCUACCUGGCCUGGAUCCUGUUCUUUGUGCUCUAUGAUUUCUGCAUUGUUUGCAUCACCACCUAUGCCAUCAACGUGGGCCUGAUGGUGCUCAACUUCCGGGAAGUCCAGAGACCCCAGGGCAAGGUCAAGGGGCACUGA